AAGGGGCGAGGCGGGGAGGGACCCCACCCCACCCCGAGUGACGGGAUUGCUCCAGAGCCCCCGCCUCCUCCCGCGGCGGCUGCCAACAUGGCUGCGGCCGCCUCCGCUGCCCAGGACGAGCUGAAUCAACUUGAACGUGUAUUCUUACGUCUUGGCCAUGCAGAAACAGAUGAGCAGUUACAGAAUAUUAUAUCCAAAUUCCUACCCCCUGUCCUGCUCAAACUGUCCAGCACGCAGGAAGGAGUGCGUAAAAAGGUCAUGGAGCUCCUAGUUCACUUGAAUAAACGCAUCAAAAGUCGUCCAAAAAUUCAACUUCCAGUAGAGACUUUACUAGUCCAAUACCAAGAUCCCGCUGCAGUUUCCUUUGUCACCAAUUUUACUAUAAUUUAUGUUAAGAUGGGUUACCCUCGUUUGCCUGUGGAAAAACAAUGUGAAUUGGCGCCUACUCUCCUCACUGCAAUGGAAGGGAAACCACAACCACAGCAAGACAGCCUAAUGCAUCUUCUAAUACCAACCCUUUUUCACAUGAAAUAUCCUGUUGAACCAUCGAAAGCAGCUUCUCCAUUUAAUCUUGCCGAAAAACCAAAGACUGUACAGCUGCUCUUGGACUUUAUGUUGGAUGUGCUCCUUAUGCCUUAUGGAUACGUACUGAAUGAAUCCCAGAGUCGCCAAAAUGUGCCAUCGGCACAGGGCUCUUCUGCAUCCAGUAGUGCUGGAAGUUCGGGGAUCCCUCAACCUCCUCCAGGGAUGAGCUUUUACGCAGCCAAGCGGGUAAUUGGAGAUAGCCCAUGGACACCUGAACAGCUGGAACAGUGUAAACUGGGAAUAGUAAAGUUCAUUGAAGCUGAGCAGGUACCAGAGCUUGAAGCCGUCAUACACCUGGUAAUAGCCUCCAGCGACACACGACACAGUGUAGCCACUGCGGCAGACCUGGAACUGAAAAGCAAACAAAGCUUAAUUGACUGGAAUAAUCCUACUAUCGUCAACAAAAUGUACAAAGUGUACCUCGGGGAUAUACCACUGAAAACUAAAGAGGGAGUUGUUCUGAAGCCAGAACUGAAACGAGAUCCAGUCAGCACCCGGGUUAAAUUAAAGAUUGUUCCUCAUCUUCUGCGUUCCAGACAAGCUGCAGAAACAUUCCCAGCUAACAUUCAGGUGGUAUAUGAUGGACUCUUUGGUGCAAAUACAAACACGAAACUGAGAACUCUGUCCCUGCAGUUUGUACAUCAUAUUUGUACAAGUUGUCCAGAAAGUAAAAUAAAGCCACUAGGCCCAAUGCUUUUAAAUGGGCUUACGAAACUGAUUAAUGAAUACAAAGAGGACCCCAAACUGCUGUCAAUGGCCUAUUCAGCUGUUGGAAAACUCUCCAGUCGAAUGCCUCAGCUGUUUACCAAGGACAUAGCUCUUGUCCAGCAGUUUUUUGAAGCUUUGUGCAAGGAAGAGCCUGAUACCAGACUUGCUAUUCAGGAGGCCUUGUCUAUGAUGGUUGGAGCAUAUAGUAGUUUGGAAGGAGCACAGCGUACGCUUAUGGAGGCUCUUGUGGCUUCAUACCUAAUAAAGCCUGAAGUCCAAGUGCGUCAGGUGGCCGUGAAAUUUGCAAGCACAGUGUUCCCUUCAGAUCACAUCCCUUCCAGAUACUUACUGCUUUUAGCUGCAGGAGAUCCACGAGAGGAGGUGCAUGGAGAAGCCCAGCGCGUACUGAGAAUGUUUCCUGGUAAAAAUGAAAAGGAGAGUGCUGGUAAACAGAUGCCUUCCUUCCCAGAAAUGGUCCAUUACAUUCAAGACAAGGCCUCUCACCGAAUGAAAACUCCUGCUAAAUACAUGACCGGAACUGCAGUCCUGCCUUUCAAUCCUGCUACGUUUGGAGAGAUAGUCCUGUACCUGCGAAUGUGUCUUGCGCAUAGCGCAGGUGUGGUGCCAUCCUCUCAGAACUUAGCUGACAUGCAAGACCAUGCUCCAGCAAUUGGCCGUUAUAUCAGAAACCUCCUGUCUGGCAAUUUCAUAUCUUCCUCCUCAUCGUCAUCUUCCUCAAAAAGUGGAGAAACCAACCCAGUGCAAAUCUAUAUUGGCCUUCUUCAGCAGCUGUUGUCUGGGGUUGGAGGUUUGCCAGUCAUGUACUGUCUUCUAGAAGUUGUUUCGGUGUAUCCAGAAAAACUAGCUACCAGAUUUGCAGACAAAAUAGAUUGGAUAAAGAGUCUGAUGAAUACAAACAAGGAAGAGAUGCGUGAGCUGGCAGCACUGUUGUAUUCUGUAGUGUUGUCUACAAUGUCUGGAAAUGAACUGAAGUCCUCUGUACAGCAACUGAUCAAGACAGCAAAAGACAAUCAUAACCCGGAGAUCCAACAUGGAUCCUUGUUGGCUUUGGGAUUCACAGUAGGAAGGUACCUGGCCAAAAGGAAAACCAGAAUGAUGGAGAUGCAUGACAUUGAAGAGCCAAAUAUUGUUGUCAUGCCAGAACAAGACCAGCUCAUAAAGACCACAACAGAAACAAUAGGUUCCUUUUUGGACAGCACCUCUCCGCUCCUGGCAGUUGCUGCUUGUACAGCACUGGGGGAAAUUGGCAGGAACGGCCCCUUGCCAAUUCCCAACGAAGGCACCGGGUUUACAAAGCUGCAUCUUGUUGAGAGUUUACUGACCAGAAUCCCUUCUGGCAAGGAAACAAAUAAGAUGAAAGAACGAGCGAUACAAACACUGGGUUACUUUCCAGUGGGAGAUGGAGACUUUCCCCACCAGAAACUACUGUUGCAAGGACUAAUGGAUUCUGUGGAGGCCAAGCAAAUAGAACUUCAGUUCACCGUUGGUGAAGCCAUUACCAGUGCCGCAAUAGGAACCAGCUCAGUGGCUGCCCGUGAUGCUUGGAUGGUCACCGAGGAAGAGUACACUCCUCCUGCAGAUGUGAAAGUGAACGACGUGGUCCCCUGGGUUUUGGACCUCAUUUUGAAUAAGCACAUUGUCAGCCCUAACCCCCACGUCAGGCAGGCAGCCUGCAUCUGGCUUUUGUCACUGGUGAAGAAGCUGAGCACACACAAAGAAAUUAAGUCUCAUCUCAAGGAGAUUCAAAGUGCAUUUGUUUCAGUUCUGUCUGAUAAUGAUGAACUUAGCCAAGACGUUGCUUCCAAAGGCCUUGGGCUAGUGUAUGAACUAGGUAGUGAACAAGAUCAACAGGAGCUGGUCACCACGCUUGUUGAUACGCUUAUGACUGGGAAAAGGGUCAAACAUGAAGUGACUGGAGAGACAGUGGUGUUCCAGGGAGCCCUUGGCAAAACCCCAGAUGGUCAGGGUCUCUCUACCUACAAGGAGCUUUGUUCACUGGCUAGUGACCUCAGCCAACCAGACCUGGUGUACAAAUUCAUGAAUCUGGCCAACCACCAUGCCAUGUGGAACUCGCGCAAGGGAGCAGCGUUUGGUUUCAACGUGAUCGCUACAAAGGCUGGAGAGCAACUGGCUCCGUUUUUGCCCCAGCUGGUUCCCCGUCUCUAUCGUUACCAGUUUGACCCCAACAUGGGCAUUCGACAGGCUAUGACCAGCAUUUGGAACGCGCUUGUCACCGACAAAUCUGCAAUUGAUAAAUACAUGAAGGAGAUUCUGGAUGAUCUGCUCAACAACCUGACCAGCAACAUGUGGAGGAUCAGAGAAUCCAGCUGUCUAGCACUGAAUGACUUAUUAAGAGGCCGACCACUGGAUGACAUUAUUGAUAAACUUCCGGAAAUCUGGGAAACCCUGUUCCGAGUGCAAGAUGAUAUUAAGGAGUCUGUACGAAAAGCAGCAGAACUAGCCCUGAAAACGUUAAGUAAGGUGUGUGUGAAAAUGUGCGACCCCGCCAAAGGCGCAGCGGGCCAGAGAACUAUAGCGGUGUUGCUGCCCUGCCUGCUGGACAAAGGAAUGAUGAGCACAGUGACUGAAGUUCGGGCUCUGAGCAUUAACACUCUUGUGAAGAUCAGUAAAAGUGCUGGUGUUAUGCUGAAGCCUCACGCGCCAAAGCUCAUCCCAGCUUUGCUGGAGUCCUUAAGCGUGUUGGAACCCCAGGUUCUCAAUUAUUUGAGUCUCCGCGCUACGGAUCAGGAGAAAGCUGCAAUGGAUAGUGCAAGACUUAGUGCUGCUAAAUCAUCUCCCAUGAUGGAAACAAUUAAUAUGUGCUUGCAGUAUCUGGAUGUGUCUGUCCUGGGUGAGCUGGUUCCUAGGCUGUGUGAGCUGAUCAAAAGUGGAAUAGGCCUGGGCACUAAGGGAGGCUGUGCCAGCGUCAUUGUGUCACUAACCACUCAGUGUCCCCAGGACUUAACGCCGUACUCAGGCAAACUCAUGAGUGCUUUACUCAGUGGACUGACUGAUCGCAACAGCGUGGUGCAGAAGUCUUUUGCAUUUGCUAUGGGGCAUCUAGUUCGGACCUCCCGGGAUAGUAGCACUGAGAAACUACUGCAGAAGCUCAACAGCUGGUACAUGGAGAAGGAAGAACCGGUCUAUAGGAUAGGCUGUGCUUUAACUGUUCAUGCCAUCGGGCGCUACAGCCCGGACGUGUUGAAGAACCAUGCCAAACAGGUCUUGCCUCUGGCAUUUCUGGGCAUGCACGAGGUCCCAGAUGAAGAGAAAGGAGAGAAAGAUGAUUCUAAUCUGUGGACCGAAGUGUGGCAGGAAAAUGUACCUGGCACUUAUGGUGGCAUUAGAUUGUAUAUGCAGGAGUUGAUCGCAAUUACCCAGAAGGCUCUGCAGUCCCAGUCUUGGAAGAUGAAAGCCCAGGGAGCGGCUGCCAUGGCCUCUAUUGCCAAACAAACUGGUUCCCUGGUACCGCCCCAUCUGGGAAUGGUGGUUGAUGCAUUGUUGCAAGGUCUGUCUGGAAGAACGUGGGCAGGAAAGGAGGAGCUGCUGAAAGCUAUCGCCAGCGUCGUCUCUGCAUGCAGUGUAGAGUUGCAGAAGUCUGUGCCCAAUCAGCCCAGCGUCAAUGAUGUUGUCCAGACUGUCCUGAAAGAGUGUCGCAAAGAGAACCUCAAGUACAAGAUGGUAGCACUCCGAUGUACGGCAGAUGUGCUGAAGGCGACAAAGGAAGACCGUUUCCAGGAGCUGGCGGACAUCGUCUUUCCGAUGAUAAAGAAGAAUUCUCAUGAGAGCGUAGGAGCUGGUUCACCAAAGAAUGAUGAUGACGAGAAUGAAAAAGAAAAGGAGCUUCAGAUGGAAUCUCUGCUCUGUGCCUUUGAGAGUUUGGGCAAGGCCUGGCCUAGGAAUCUGGAGACGCAGCGCUGCUAUUGGCAAGAGCUGUGCAAAUUAAUGUGUGAGCGUCUGAAACUCAGUACGUGGAAAGUGCAGCUUGGAGUGCUACAGGCCAUGAACGCCUAUUUUCAAGGGUUAAUGCUUUUUGAAGAGGCGCACUCAGACCCUGGGGCUUUGACAGAAAUCCUGUUGGAAACCUGCUCAUCCAUCACACACUCUUUAGAAAAUAGGAGCUACACCUCCAUCAGAACAGAAGCGUUGUCUGUGAUAGAACUGCUGCUUACCAGACUUAAAGAGUCUAAACAAUGGGACAGCCUGCCACUGGAAAGUAGAGCGCUCCUCAUUGGCUCACUUACUACCAUGGUAUUGGACAGCAGACCUGAGCUGCAAGAGAAAGCAUCUUUAUUGAAGAAAACACUUGAAAACCUUGACUAAAUUGUAAAACACCAACAGCAAAGUGCCAUGUAAAACAAAAACAAGUGCAGUGUGAUCCGAAAACCAAGUGGGGAAAUGAAGAUUAAUCUGUAGCAUGCAUCAUUCCUUGGCCAAAAUAAAAAAUGCCUUAAAUUCUG
This is a messenger RNA of Terrapene triunguis (Three-toed box turtle), 5774 nucleotides long. Its product is annotated as proteasome adapter and scaffold protein ECM29-like. Gene Ontology annotation, cellular component: nucleus; cytoplasm. Gene Ontology annotation, biological process: proteasome assembly. Gene Ontology annotation, molecular function: molecular adaptor activity. The coding region runs from base 88 to 5637 and encodes 1849 amino acids. The transcript has 49 exons. The record is from RefSeq and is a predicted model, not a curated record. Lineage: Eukaryota; Metazoa; Chordata; Testudines; Emydidae.